Messenger RNA from Alternaria novae-zelandiae, 4989 nucleotides. RefSeq lists its product as uncharacterized. Gene Ontology annotation, molecular function: medium-chain fatty acid-CoA ligase activity. Gene Ontology annotation, biological process: fatty acid metabolic process. Lineage: Eukaryota; Fungi; Ascomycota; Dothideomycetes; Pleosporales; Pleosporaceae. The transcript is spliced from 10 exons. The coding region runs from base 1 to 4989 and encodes 1662 amino acids. The record is from RefSeq and is a predicted model, not a curated record.
AUGUUCAACAUCUCGAAUUUGGUGCAGAAGGCGCAGCAGUACAUCGAACCCACGCUCAACACCAUAGCCGCUCCCGCAUCGUCAGACCGCCGACCCUCCAAAGCCACCCUCUUCCGCUACCAAUUCCGCCUCCCCGACUCGCAGAACCCCCUCCAAGAGAUUACCGCCGAGCUUACCCUCCAACCCCACCAUUCCACGAGGGGCCCCGGCGACGUCACAUCGGAGAAGGAGCGCAGCCAGGGCAACCACUAUGUCGGAAAGCUGCACCUGAGCGAGCAGUAUCUCUGCUUCUCCACACAGGGCUCAAGCUUCGCCAAUACUGCCAGUCUGAGCUCCUCCAGCAGCUUCACCGGGCAGACUCACGGCGCGGGACCUGCGGGCAACGGUUUCACAUUACCGCUAUGCGGCAUACGACGGGUGGAGCGGCUGCAUAGUCAGAGCUACAUGUUCGCGCUGGCGAUAACAACGUGGAACGGCAUACCAGACUCGAAAUCGCAGGUGCCUGCUGGUCAGAAGCUUACGAUUCAGCUCGCGGGGUCGCGACAGGCCUGCGAACGCUUUUGCGAUGCUCUCAAGAAGGGACUGAGAGAGGGCGUCAAGGAGGUAGACAAUCUGCGCAAGGUAGUGGGGCAAUGCUACUCGGAGUAUCUUCUCACAGACGCCGAGCAGAAGAAGGCCGGAGAUGAUGGCAAGCAAGCGCGAGAACACCCAGAUACCGGCCUAGGCAUGAUCUUCAAAUAUCCAGGCAACGCACGGAAGCUGAGGGAUGCGACAAAGAUACGGCUAUGGCGCGAGUAUCUUAGAGAUAACGGCCGAAGCGCAACUCUCAUCCGACAACCUACCUUCCACAAGCUCAUUCGCGUCGGUCUGCCGAAUCGGUUACGAGGCGAGAUGUGGGAGCUCACUUCGGGCGCCUUCUUCUUGCGCCUACAGAACCCGAACCUCUACACCGAGACCCUAGCAAAGUUCUCCGGUCGAGAGUCGUUAGCGAUCGAUGAGAUUGAGAAGGACCUCAACAGGAGUCUGCCGGAAUACCCAGGCUUUCAGUCCGAAGAGGGAAUCGGUCGGCUCCGACGAGUCUUGACGGCAUACAGCUGGACAAACGAGGAGGUUGGCUACUGCCAGGCGAUGAACAUUGUGGUCGCAGCAUUGCUUAUUUACAUGUCCGAGACUCAGGCCUUUUUCCUCCUAUCCGUGCUGUGUGACCGCCUCCUGCCCGGCUACUACUCACAAACCAUGUACGGCACCUUGCUGGACCAAAAGGUCUUCGAAUCGCUCGUCGAAAAGACGAUGCCCAUACUAUGGGACCAUCUGGUCAAAUCAGACGUGCAGUUGUCCGUUGUUUCUCUACCUUGGUUUCUCUCGCUCUAUAUCAACUCUAUGCCUCUAAUAUUUGCUUUCCGCGUUCUUGAUGUUUUCUUCCUCGAAGGCCCCAAGGUACUCUUCCAAAUCGGCCUAGCUAUCCUGCGUAUCAAUGGCGAGGAACUACUCGACGCUACAGAUGACGGCACCUUCAUCUCAGUCUUGAAGUCGUACUUCUCAAGGCUUGACGAGUCUGCCCACCCGAAGUCCGAGAACCCCAAACUGCGAGCAGUCACUAGAUUCCAAGAGCUCAUGGUGGUCGCGUUCAAAGAAUUUGCGGGCAUCACACAGAACACCAUCUCCGAGCAGCGAGCGAAGCACAAGGAUGCCGUACUUGAGAACAUCGAAAACUUCGCCAAGCGUACAUCAAUACGCAACCUCGGUCCCGAUAGCAAGAAGCUGAGUGUGAAUGACCUUGGCUUCUUGUACGACAAAUUCUACGCAGUGUUGUACGAGCGACAGCAAAGAGCUGAGAUCAUGCAGCAAGAGGCUGAGCGCAAGGCAAAGGCCAGCAGGAUGAAAGCGACUGAGGUUGUGAUGGGUACAUCUGGAAACGCGGAGAAGGGCCGUGUGGCACUUGGACCCAGCCCUACCCAGAUGGACUACGAUGCUUUUAGAGAGUUCCUGGCUGGUAUCGCAAAGUGGGCAAUUACUGACUCACCGAGCUCGCCACCUGAGGGUAGUGGUACUCAGUCUCCGCACUCAUACUUUGGAAACAGUAUGAGGAAACGACCGCCAAUGUCGCCGUGGGGAACAGGACCGGAACCAGCGGAUCACGAGUUCAUGCGACGCUUGUUCCGGCGCUGGGACGUAGACAUGACCGACUCGUUAUCGCUACAGAAUGUUGUCACUGGCUUCGCGCACGUAAAAGGCACCAAGGACAUCAUGUCCAACAUCAGCUACUUUUUCGAACUUUACGAUGACGACGGCGAUGGCAGGGUAGAUCGUGAGGGUAUCUUGAGAAUCUCAGAAGCUCUUCUUUUCCUGUCGAGGCGAGGCGUCCACGACCCAAGUCCGGCUGCCUCGUCACUUGACGUAAGCUCGGAGGCAGGUUCAGAACGCAUCGGUCGCGACGAACAGUUCCUGAGCAGCGUCUCCGCCUUCAUUCGGCAUUGUUUCGAGUACGCAGACCCCGAUCACCCUUCUAAUCAGUCAAAUAAGGCAGUCGACCAGGUCUCAGAAGAGGUUGACAACUUCGCUAUUGGCGAUGACGAAGAAGAUGACCUGAUAGACUUUGGAUCUGAGCCAUCAACACCAAAAGCCACAGCAACCACGUUCGAGAAGUCUGAAAAGAACCCAAUGUCACCAACACCAUCAAAUCAUACCACUGAAUCAGAUGUUGCAGAGCGCAACGACAAGGCAAAGUCGGCAAACCUUGCGCUUGACCCGAACAAGCCUCUUCACAUAACGCUUCCUACUUUCCGCAUGGUCAUUCUCGCCGACGACGCACUACUGAAUUUCUUCGAAGUCGGCUUCUCAUCGUCCUUCCGCCUGGCCGACGAGACGCUGUCCUCGGGAUCCAGCUUCCACAACCUCACCACUUUCGCCAAUGCUGGAAGACAAGGCGGCGGAGGUGGUGGACUAGGCGGUGUGGUCGGCGGCGCUGGCGCUGGUGUUGUGCCACCCGGCAAGGGCCUACGAGGCAUGCUCGACAACAUCGUCAAUGACGGAAUGCGCGUUGCAACUGAAGUGAGGAGGCGAUACGACGAAGCGCAAAAGGAGCUGGACAAGGAAGCUCGACACGGACGAGAAGACGAUGACGAUGAUGAGGAGGUUGAUGCGAAAGACCUGGACCUCCUGGAGGGUGCCGAGACGGUGGACGUGGGCGCAUCAAAGGGGGAAGCACCGCUGGACCUACUGUCACCGGCAGGUACUGGGGAAGAGAUCAAGCCGGCUAGGAACCGGUCGGCUAGUGAUGCGAGUAGAAGACCGCCAUUACUGGAGAAGACGGUGCCACAGCACUUUGACGAGGUUGUGAAGCAAUACGGUGACAGGAACGCAGUCAUAUCGCACCAUCAACGUAUACACCUGACGUACGAUGCGCUCGAUCGCGACUCGAACAGGCUUGCCAGGGGACUGCAGAAGCUUGGCGUGAAGAAGGGGGAAAGAGUCGCCGUCAGUCUAGGGAACAAUGCUGAGUUCGCUACUCUCACGUACGCGCUGUUUAAACUGGGAGCGAUACUGGUGCCACUGAAUCCCUCGUUCAACGCACCCCAAGUCCUCAACGCGAUCAAUCACCUAGAUGCCGCGCAUCUCGUCAUCGGAGCCGAAACGAACCUCCCGCGUAAAGACCCGCGCUCCAAUAUCUCGCUCCUCACGCACUUGAUACCCAAUCUCGCCGGCUCGACCCUCGAAUCCGAACUCGUCCCGUCGCUGAAGAACGUCAUACUGGUGAAUAACGCGCAAGGCAGGGUGGAUCUGGGAGACUAUAGGAGUCUAAAGAGAUACGAGCACGUAUUCGAGGAUGGCGCACAGGACAAUGCGUUCGAAGAUCAAGGCCUGCAUCCGGAUGACAUCGUCAAUAUCCAAUUUACGUCUGGCACUACAAGCAUGCCGAAAGCUGCGUGCUUAAGUCAUAGGAGUAUUUUGAACAACGGAAACAGCAUCGGCGAUAGGAUGCUAUUAACGCCAGACGACGUUGUGUGCUGUCCGCCUCCAUUGUUCCAUUGCUUUGGAUGCAUUCUGGGAUACAUGGCCACGGCUACCCACGGUAGCGCCAUCGUAUUUCCCACCGAAGCCUUCAAUGCCCUGGCCACACUUGAAGCCGUUCGCGAAUACAAAUGCACAGCCCUCUAUGGCGUCCCCACCAUGUUCGUAGCUGAACUGGAGCUGCUGGCUCAUGGUGCUGUACCCAAAGAUGGUUUUCAAUAUCUGCGUACCGGCAUUGCAGCAGGCUCUGCUAUACCCUCGGAACUCAUGCGCAAGCUACACAAGAACCUGAACUUGACUGAGUUGACCAUCUGUUACGGCAUGACCGAGACCUCUCCUGUAUCAGCCAUGACCACCACGGACGACCCGAUCGAAAAGCGCAUCGACAGCGUCGGUCGUCUUCUCCCACAUGUUCGCGCCAAAGUCGUCAGUCCGUCAGACUGGUCGCGCACACUUGACGUAGGCCAACGCGGCGAACUCGCAGUGUCAGGCUACCUCCUCAUGAAAGGGUACUGGGGUGAUACAGCACGCACAGAGGAAGUUCUACAACCGGACGAAGACGGUAUGCUAUGGAUGCAUACCGGAGAUGAGGCGUCUAUGGACGAAGAAGGAUACAUCAAGAUUACUGGCAGGAUAAAAGAUCUGAUCAUCAAGGGGGGCGAGAACAUCCAUCCACUAGAGGUCGAGAACUGUCUCUUCGCUCAUCCUGCUAUCAGCGAGGUUAGUGUGGUGGGUCUACCCGACGAGCGGUACGGUGAGGUUGUCGCAGCCUUCAUAGUCACGCAUGCUGGCGAUGAUGGGAACGUGACCACGGACGAGGUGCGAAACUGGGUCAGGGAGAAAUUGAGCCACCAUUUAGUGCCGAAGUACGUCUUUUGGGUCGACAACUACCCCAAGACUGCGAGCGGGAAAAUCCAGAAAUUCAAGUUAAAAGAGCGAGGAAUUGCGCUAUUGCAGGAGGGUAAAGGUCUAAUCUAA